Molecule: messenger RNA, 2373 nt
Organism: Microplitis mediator
Lineage: Eukaryota; Metazoa; Arthropoda; Insecta; Hymenoptera; Braconidae
Product: ATP-binding cassette sub-family F member 3
Exons: 9
Coding region: 146-2317 (723 amino acids)
Molecular function (GO): ATP hydrolysis activity; ATP binding
Source: RefSeq, a predicted model, not a curated record
UGUUAUUUGACAUUUAGCAACAAAAACACCCAAAUAAUUGUUAUAUUGUUAUUUUUUAUUUUAAUUAUUUAUACCGUCUCAUAUAAUAAACAAUAAUAAUUUAUAAAUAAUUACAUAUUAUUAUUAAAAAUAUUUUUUAAUUAGUAUGGCAGAGUGUGGUGACUAUAUAAGAAGUAAAUUUCCAACGAUUGAUGAUGAAUUGUAUCAUUAUGUUGAAAGUAUUCUUGACAGUUCAAAAGAUGACUUUGAGGAUGGAGAUGAAGUUUAUGAAGCCAUUGGACAGGUUUUGCAUGAGGUAGCUGAUAAAUCUGAAAACGAGGUUAGGCAAAUAUGCUGCAAACUGUUGGAGAUGUUGAAAGGUGAAAACCUAAAAAAUGGUGAUGAUAAUUUGAGGGAAAAACAGAAAAAUGGAGUGAAUAAGGUGUUGAAUGCCCCAGUUAAUUUGGGUGCGAUGGCUGCGACUUUGGAAGCACAAGUUGAACAGAUUAAAAGUAUAUGGGUUACAACUAGGGAUGAUACUAUGAAAGUUGAUGCUAAAAAAUUGGAGAAAGCUGAAGCAAAGCUCCAACAAAAGCUAGACAAACGAACGGGUAACGAGUCAACUAAUAAUGCCAAAAAUAAUAACGCAACUCCCUCAAUAGAAUUGGCAUCUGCGAGUCAAAUGAUGAGUAAAAAAGACAGUCGUAUGGAGAGCAAAGGGACGACAAAUAGGGCUCAAGAUAUCAGGAUUGAAAACUUUGAUGUUGCUUAUGGAGAUCGAGUUUUACUUCAAGGAGCUGAUUUGACGUUAGCUUAUGGUAGACGUUACGGUUUCAUUGGACGAAAUGGUUUAGGAAAAACUACACUGCUUCGUAUGAUAUCUAGUAAACAACUGAGAAUACCUUCACAUAUUCGAGUAUUGCAUGUAGAACAAGAAGUAGCUGGCAAUGAAACGUCAGCACUAGAUUCCGUACUUGAGUGCGAUAUUGAAAGGAGUAAUUUGUUGAGCCGCGAGGCUGAGCUUCAGGCACUUAUUGAAAAAGAGGGAGGUAAAAAUGACGCGAUUGAUGAAGAACUAGCAAAGGUUUACGAAGCAAUGCAGCAUGCGGAGGUUGAUAAAGCUCCAGCUAAAGCCAGUGCAAUAUUAUCGGGUCUUGGUUUUACUGUCGAGCGACAAUCUUGGCCGACAAAGUCGUUUUCUGGUGGUUGGAGAAUGCGUCUCGCACUUGCAAGAGCACUUUUCUCGAGGCCUGAUCUUUUAUUACUUGAUGAACCCACAAACAUGUUGGAUAUUAAAGCAAUUGUUUGGUUAGAGAAAUAUCUUCAAUCGUGGCCUACGACAUUGCUUGUUGUUUCUCACGACCGUAACUUCUUAGAUACUGUUCCAACGGAUAUUUUGUACCUGAAAGCACAAAAGCUUGAAGCAUACCGUGGUAAUUAUGAACAGUUUGAAAAGACAAAGGGUGAACGUGAGAGGAAUUUGCAACGAGAGUAUGAGGCGCAGCAAGCUAAGAGAGCCCAUGUACAAGAGUUCAUUGAUCGGUUUCGUUACAAUGCUAAUCGAGCUUCUAGUGUACAGAGUAAAAUAAAAAUGCUGGAAAAACUGCCAGAGUUGAAGGCUGUUGAGAAAGAGACUGAAGUGACACUUCGUUUCCCAGAGGUAGAGCCACUCAGUUCACCAAUACUUCAACUUAAUGAAAUCAUGUUUCGUUACGAAAGCUCUCCACCUAACGAAUACGUUCUGUCUAAUGUCAAUCUCACUGCCUCGCAACAGUCGCGCAUUUGUAUUGUUGGUGAAAACGGAGCUGGUAAAACAACAUUACUAAAAAUUAUAACCGGAGCUCUGAGUCCAACCCGCGGUACCGUACAUCUUAAUCGUAAUCUCAAGUUUGGAUACUUCAGUCAGCAUCAUGUUGAUCAAUUAGACUUGGGAGUUUGUCCUGUUGAACUUUUGCAAAAUCACUUUCCAGGAAAACCGAUUGAAGAAUACAGAAGGAUGCUUGGAAGUUUUGGUGUCAGUGGUGACUUAGCUUUACAAACAAUAAACUCAUUGUCUGGUGGUCAGAAAUCAAGAGUUGCAUUUGCGCUAAUGUGUGCAGCAUUACCAAAUUUCUUAGUACUUGAUGAACCGACUAAUCAUCUUGACAUUGAAUCAAUAGAAGCUCUUGGUAAAGCUCUCAACACAUGCCAGGCUGGUGUCAUCUUGGUAUCUCACGACGAAAGAUUAAUACGAAUGGUAUGCACUGAGCUAUGGGUAUGUGAAAAAGGUACUGUACAUUGUAUGGAAGGCGGGUUUGACGAGUACCGCAGAAUUGUCGAGAAAGAACUUGAAGCAUAGGCAAUUUAAAUUAUAUUUCUUACUCAUCAAUUUUAAUAAAAUAAUUAUUGAUAUUA